Molecule: messenger RNA, 2862 nt
Organism: Solenopsis invicta (red fire ant)
Lineage: Eukaryota; Metazoa; Arthropoda; Insecta; Hymenoptera; Formicidae
Gene: Rab2
Product: ras-related protein Rab-2
Exons: 4
Coding region: 156-800 (214 amino acids)
Cellular component (GO): Golgi apparatus
Molecular function (GO): GTPase activity; GTP binding
Source: RefSeq, a predicted model, not a curated record
GAGACGAUCCGAGGCCUGCCGAAGCGCUCGCGUGACGUCAUGCUGGAGCAGAAGAGAUAAGAGACGGUCGUAGGAAGGGAGUUCUGUUUCCUGGUGUGUCUCUCGGAGCUGCGAAAGAUUGUCCGCGCGUCUCGUCAGCCUCGCGUAUCGUCGAAAUGUCGUACGCGUACCUGUUCAAGUAUAUCAUUAUCGGAGACACAGGAGUUGGAAAGUCCUGUCUUCUUCUUCAGUUUACGGAUAAGAGAUUUCAGCCAGUCCAUGACUUGACAAUAGGAGUCGAGUUUGGCGCUCGUAUGAUUACCAUUGAUAGCAAGCAAAUUAAACUGCAAAUUUGGGACACUGCAGGCCAAGAGGCAUUUCGUUCAAUAACAAGGUCAUAUUACCGUGGAGCGGCUGGAGCCCUAUUGGUAUAUGACAUUACACGUAGGGAAACUUUUAAUCAUCUUACGACAUGGCUGGAAGAUGCAAGGCAACAUUCAAAUUCCAAUAUGGUUAUCAUGUUAAUUGGCAACAAAAGUGAUCUAGAUAGCCGAAGAGAGGUGAGAAGAGAAGAAGGCGAGGCUUUUGCGCGAGAGCAUGGGCUUGUCUUUAUGGAGACCAGUGCUAAGACUGCGGCUAAUGUAGAAGAAGCGUUCAUCAAUACGGCAAAAGAAAUAUAUGAAAAAAUACAAGAGGGAGUCUUUGACAUUAACAAUGAGGCAAAUGGUAUUAAGAUUGGACCACAGCAUUCGCCAACAAGUCCUGGAGGUUUAGCAGGAACUGGUGGGCAAGGUAGUGCGCAGGGUGGUGGGUGCUGCUAGGGGCUGGGGCUUACCUGUCCACCGCUUCAUCCUUCUCCGAUCUGAAUUGACCGUACUCCUGCUCUUCAUUUUAAUCUGUACACAUUUACUUUGUACAACUUAAUUUUGCGCAUGUCGCGUCAUGAGGUAACAAGUGACAAUUGGUGUAUUUAUUAGUUAAAAUAAUCUUAUACACGUAUUAAAUAGGAUUAUUGUAAGACGAAAAUGUUAUACAUCACCAAAAACAUGAAGCAUUAAUAAAGUCUUUAUUUACAAAUUAAACUUGCAAAGAUAUGAAUCAAGUUACGUCAUUUUUCAAUAGAUUUCUGGUGAAUAUAUUUAAUUCUAAAGCAAACAGACGUACUUUCCACAACUUAAUAUACAAUCAUUUAUAUAAUCAUUAUAUAUAUAACGAUUUUCGUUCUUGCACAUCACGUAAUAGUUUUACUUUCUAUACAAAAUAUGAGAUAUUAUUUUAACUGGUAUCUGUAAUGUUCCAUUAAUUUUUAUAUAGAAACUUUUACAUUUAUUUAAGUAUACAUAAUAUAAUUUAACUUUAAUUACAUUGUAAAGUUUGGCUAAAGGCUUGUCUCCCACUUUAUGCAGCAUGAUGUGAAAUAAUUGUAUCAAGUAAUGUAUUAAUAAUCGGGAGUGAUAAAGCGGGAGAGGACAGACACUUCGCGCGAUUUAAUGUUUUAUAUUCGUUUACUAUGUAUUGUGUACUGUAAUGUAAUGUGCACUAAUGAUCAAAAUUCCAUCGGUAGUGGCUCAUGGACGCUGAUGUACCAGUUAAAUUGAUUUGACGUGAUUUAUACCUAAUUACCUAAAAUAUUAUAUAUAUGUAUGUAUUGAUGUAUAAGAUGAUGAUUAUAUAAAACAUAUUAAUCAAUGCCAUCUAAAGGCCUAUAUUUAACCAGAUUUAUAUUAUAUUCUACAUAAUAAUUACCAAAAGAUCUCUUAUUGCAUAUAUUGAUUAUUGGUAUCAUUAUUUAUGGUCUUUUUUGGAAGAUGAAGACAUUAUUAGUGCUAUAAACAAAUCAAAAAGGUACAUUUUUACACACAAUUUAUAUUAUAGUAAUUAAAGAGUUUACUAAUAUUUAAUACAUUGCGCAAGAGUUAUACAUUUAAGUUGUUUAAGACCAUAAAUAAAGAUAUCAAUACAAAUGUGACAGUGAUAAUUUUACCUGUACUUUAUCAAGAUCCAAAAAUAAUUCCACUGUAAUAUUCUUAUUUUUAUUUUACAAAAAUAAAUUAUAAAUAUUUUAAAAUCUCAGAGACAUGAGGCACAAAUAUUUUAAUGAUAAAAUACGGAUAGGCUUUAAUAGUGCACGUUAUUAUAUUUAUUGAAAAAUUUAAUAGCAAGAAAAAAAUUAUGCAUUAAUAGUAAUAUUUCUCUAUGAAAUUAUGACGAGACGCAUCUAUAAGCAUAUUAUAUAUCUAAUUAGUACAAAUUGACUUCUCUGAGCAUUAUUAUAAUCAAAUGUUUAUAUCUUAAAUUAUGAGCUUAUAUCUAAUUGUUAUGCCAAAGAAUGUGUUAACAAUGUAUAUCUCUUUUGCGCUUGUACACUGUAAUAAUGAAAUAAUGUACAUUGGUUACAGGAAAUUACAUUCAAUACAUUUGAUUUAGUAUAAUCUAGCGAUUAUUCUACACACAGUCAAAACUAAUUGACGGCUUGUGAUGUAUUUUGUAUGUAUGCUUCGGGCAUAUCUUUUCAAUUGGAAAAUAUAUAUGUGCACAUUACUUAUUGUCUCUGAUCCUAGGAUACGGCAUGUAACGCAAUUUUAGUUACCUUUUUUUUAGGAAUAUGCGAUACAGUUAAAUCAAACAGCGUGAUUAUGUUAUAAAAAAAUUUGACUAAAAGUUACAAACCAAAGGUCAAAUGUAAAUGAUUUAAUUGAAAUUUGUAGUGUUUAACUUUACUACAUUCAGCAAUCGUGCAGAUUUUAUAGCGUAAUUUUUGUUAUUCGUGUGACAGUAUAAAUUUGCAACUUGCAGAUAAAUGUAUGUACUUGCACUAAGUACUUAUAAAAGUCACUUAUACUAAACAUUUUUAAUUUAAUAAAUUUCCACAAAUUAUCUAAA